AUGAAUAAUUGCUUACUUUUCGUAGCUGUUCUGCUCUUCCUCAACCCGCAACGCUACCGAGACCCUCUCCUACGUGUGGCAGAAGCGGCAUUAUCCCCCUACGAGGAGCUCAGGACCAAACCACCCCUCUCUGCGCUCGUCGACGACGACGUCGGCAGCCGGCGUUAUAUGAGCUGCUGGAAAACAACUUCAUUUGCCGUGAUUUGCGUCUACGGAGGGCAGUGGAGUCGGCGCACAGCUCGUCGAACACAACUAGGGAUGAACGCGACUAGCACUCGCGAAGUUACUAAUUCAACGGCUUGGUGUCCUUCCACAUCCUCAAACCCUUUCUCCGCCCACUCCUAUAUGUUCCUCUCUACCGACAUAUGA
Molecule: messenger RNA, 369 nt
Organism: Cyclocybe aegerita
Lineage: Eukaryota; Fungi; Basidiomycota; Agaricomycetes; Agaricales; Hemipholiotaceae
Source: the annotation of a GenBank genome assembly